AACCAUUUUUCUUCAGACUGGCAGCCAGGGCACUGCUCACUAAGAAGGAAACCCUGGGAGGAAAGAACUUGGGGAACAAGAGGACACAAGAAUCUCUGCAGCUGCUUAUGUAUGCAAAAUGAAACUGAAUCUGGUGCAGAUCUUUUUCAUGUUGCUGAUGCUGCUGCUGGGCCUGGGGAUGGGCCUGGGGUUGGGACUUCAUAUGGCUGCAGCAGUCUCGGAGGAGAGUGAUCAACCGCUCAAUGAAUUUUGGUCCAGUGACUCACAGGACAAAGCUGAGGCCACUGGGGAGGGAGACGGCACCCAAACCACAGAAACGCUGGUGCUUACCAACAAAGAAGUGGUGCAACCUGGCUGGCCAGAAGAUCCCAUCCUCGGUGAAGAUGAGGUUGGGGGUAACAAGAUGCUCAGAGCCUCAGCUCUCUUUCAGAGCGACAAAGACUAUCUUAGGCUUGACCAGACAGAUAGAGAAUGCAAUGAUAUGAUGGCACACAAGAUGAAGGAGCCCAAUCAGAGUUGCAUAGCCCAGUAUGCAUUCAUCCAUGAGGAUCUAAACACAGUCAAAGCUGUCUGUAACAGUCCUGUCAUUGCCUGUGAGCUCAAGGGGGGAAAAUGUCACAAAAGCUCCCGACCUUUUGAUUUGACAUUGUGCGAGCUGUCCAAACCAGACCAGGUCACUCCUAACUGCAAUUACCUAACUUCUGUUAUAAAAAAGCACAUUAUUAUAACCUGUAAUGACAUGAAGCGUCAGUUACCAACUGGACAAUGAAGCAACUCAUCAUCUUUUUUCUCUUCACCUUCUCCUGUUCCUCUUCCUUUUUUACUUCUUCUUUCUCAUAUAGUUCUCCUGAUCUUAGGUAUUAUGCAGAUGUAAUUCUUCCUUGCCCUAUGGGUCACCCAACUUGCAUUUUGUUCCUAGGAUUAGAGAUGGUAGAAUAAGGUGAUGAUGCCUAGUUUCUCUAAGCUCUCUGCCUCUCCUUUCCCUUACCCUGGAAAGGAGUAAGUGAAGAGCUGCUGUAGUCCGUACUGUAGUCCUGGCCAUCCAUUUGUUUCCUGCUCUGCUCUGAGUUUGUCUCUGGAUGUGGACUGGAAGAGUUUAGUGUAUCCUUUACCCAUGUUCUUCCCUGCUACCCACCGUGAGCCUCUACAACAAUCACAUAAGACUCUUGGGUUUUGCACAACUGCACUUCUCUAUUGUGGAUGAAGUUAAAGCGAUUCUAUCUGUAACGGCUUCUGGAGGACCAUGUGGAACAGGCUUCCUUUUCCGAGCUUGGAAAAAUUUAGGGCCUAGGCAUGGGGGUCUGCUGGGGAGGUGGUGUGGUGCUGUAGCGCAAGAUAGAAGAUGGGCUGGAGCAAGAAUAGAACUCUUUUUUCUUGACCCUUCGCUGCCCUUUUCUCUUUCUUCCCAUCUUUUACUAUCAGCCUCCUUGCUUUGCUUCUUGUUUUCAUCUCUUACCUUUGCUUUUGUCCUUUGCUUCUUUUUCUGCUUACUUUCUCUGUUCUCCUUUUCCUCUUCUUUUUCUUUUUGGGCCCGCUCUUCUCUUUAUCUGGAUCCUUUUAGAGAUUCAGUCAGCUGAUACUGAUCACUUAUGCUAUGUUGGUCCUAUAGUCAGUCAUGCAAGCAGAUGUUCGUCCUAUAGUCAGAGUCUGGCACAGGGAGUUAGAGGGGGGUGGGUCAAGAGAAUGAGAAAAAGAGAGAGGAAAAGAGAGAAAGAGAAAGAGAGAGUGAGAAAUCUUUUUUGAAUUAUGUCCAGAAGCAGAAUAGUGCUCAUAUUAGGUGCCCAGUAGAUGUGGGAUGAAUAGGAUGGGAGACAGUCUUUUUCUCAUUUAGCAUCGUUUCCACUUUCUUGCUCUAAAGAACAAGAAAGUUAGUGAAAGAAUAAUUUCAGCAGAGAAGGUAUCAAACUUAAUCAAGGAGAAGAGAAGCUGUGUGGCUGGAUACACAGAAGAUGCCAGUGGCUGCCCUCAGCCUAUUUCCUCUAAAUUCAAAUGAGAAAUAGUGUAGUUAGUCAUGCAUAGGGAGAAGAGGAAUCUGAGAACAUAGCUGUAAGGAUUCACCGUGUGACUGAAUUUUGAGAUUUCCUUCCCCUAGAGUUUUUCUCUGCUUCACAUUCCUAGACUAUUAUAGACCCAAGUCAGGGACAUACAUAAAUGGGAGACUGAAGGGAAGAACGGUUUGCUUUACUCUGACCUGGCUUGCAUUUUCCUGUUCUUUCUUUCUUUAUUCUCCAGUUUACUUUAUCCUUCCUGUUUUCACAGACAGGCAACCACUUUAGUAUCCUCCUAGACGUCCCUGAUUCAAUAUAUCCCUUAUACCUCUGACUCACUUCCAGCAAUAACCUCUUAGGAACAGUGUUGUCUCCCAGGUAAUUCUAAUAAUAGUGGACAGGAGGUAUGUCUCCAUCUGUGGGCUGCCCUGAUGUUUUAGAGGUGGUAAUGAAGUGGUGAAAGGUGAUGACCCAGCCAAGGCAGAUUCCUAUGCUUCCUGAGGGCGAAUCCCUCUCUGGGGAAAGAGGCAAAAGAUUAUCUAAGGCAAGGGGGAAAAAAUGAGAAAUGGGAUGGGAAGAGGGGAAAGAAGAAUAGGUGUCAGAGAAGAUCGGCCAUGUUAGCAAUCUGUCUGGUAGGUAAACCAAGGAUUUAGGAAUGAAAUGUGAAAGAUCUCCAUUGUAUGGAGUGAAUUAUUAAGAGAAUGGAAUUAGCCAGGGAUUAAAGCCUAUAUUCUCUGGUAUUCAGAUGUGGCUCCAUCCUCUUCAGCUUCCAUCCAGCUUCUCUCCCUAAGGGUUCCGGCACUGUUUGAUGAGCAUACUCAUCUCCUCCGGGUCUUCAUUUUGGGCAAAUCUCAGUGGACAUUUUUUUUUUGUUUUGUUUUGUUUUUGUUUUUUUGUCUAAUCUGACCACGUAGACUAUCUCAGGAAAGCAAUUUACAAAAUACUCUACAGGCGUCUAGUGGCUCAAGCAGGAAAAUAUAGCUUCCAUGGCUGAUAACAGGGUGACAAGGCAUUGUGGGGACCUCACCUCCCAGGGGCAGAAAAUUAACUCGCUGUAGCUCAAAUUCUGCCUCAUUCACAAGACUUUCACAGAGUCUUCUAAUUCCAACGUAGCUUCCUCUCUACAUUUCCAGGAUCUAUGUUGAGCCCAUAUGACAGAUCCCAGUCCCUUAUCUACAGUACCCAAAUCUCUGAAGCUCUGAAAAUGGAAAGUUUUUUUCAAAGUGGCCCCCAAACUCAUUUAGAUAUGACACCUGACUAGACUGACAAUGUGAGGCUAUUUAUCUUGUUUAUUUAUGCUAUGUGACCAUUACAUAUUUCACUGUGGAAAUAUCACUGUGUUUUGUUAUGAGUAGGUCCUUCUAAGAGCAUGUUAGUCAUAUAUGAUAUAAACAUACACACAUUAACAUACAAUAGUGCUUUUUAAAAUCUGAAAAUGUUGGCCAAAAUGCAUUGGCCCCAAAAGUUUCAAGUAAGAAAUUGUGGGGUCUAUAUAUACUAUUUAAUUAGCCUUAAUUAAUUUGAGUAUACUGGAUAUGAUCC
This is a messenger RNA of Gorilla gorilla gorilla (western lowland gorilla), 3530 nucleotides long. RefSeq names its product ribonuclease A family member 10 (inactive) (gene RNASE10). Lineage: Eukaryota; Metazoa; Chordata; Mammalia; Primates; Hominidae. Gene Ontology annotation, molecular function: nucleic acid binding. The transcript has 2 exons. The coding region runs from base 119 to 769 and encodes 216 amino acids. Gene Ontology annotation, biological process: defense response to Gram-positive bacterium. The record is from RefSeq and is a predicted model, not a curated record.